AUGGAACUGAGAAACAUAACCCACGAGGAUGUUGAUCUGUUCAAGACAGUAAUGAUGGUCUACAUAGGAGGACCAAUAACCGUGGUGGGAAUCAUCACCAGCAUUCUAAGCCUCCUUAUGUUUAAACGAGACACUUCCACCUCAUCCAGUACACGCCUUCUCCUCUCCUCAAUCGCCGCCACGGAUAUAUUAUUCCUCUCCUGUUCUUUCCUCUUCUGGACCGUGAGGGAAAUUUUUUCAGAAAGCGAGGCAUUCGUAAGGUUUAUGAACAGUCCCUUCGUCUACGGUUUCCUCUUCUACGUUUGCAACGUCUUUGAAAUGCUGCGAAAUUGGCUGGUCGUGGUUAUAGCUGUGGAGAGACUGCUCUUCUUUCUUAAACCUCUUGAAUUUAAGAGUAUGUGGAGCCUGUCCCGGGUACGUCGUAUUACCAUCGCUGUCUGCUUACUUUCCUGUCUCGUUCGUGUGCCCGUUCUGAUAUAUGGCAUAUCAAAGCACGACCAGACGUUGGGACCCGCAGUUACCCGCCUGACUCGGCUGAUUCACAACCUAACUGACUGCAUACUACUUACUGUCCUGCCUGUUACAGUAAUGGCCGUGCUUUCCACCCUCACCACCGCCCGCGUGCGUGCAGUCAUUGAGGCGAAACGUCGACUUGACAAUGAUGGUGCGAGUUCUGUGGUUGGUCCUAGUAAGACCGAGGCCAGUAAGUCAACUGUAUGGACGACGGCAGUGGCCAAAGAAGCCAAACAGGACGUUUCUGCAUCGACCGCCGGUGCAGAAAGAACAGGCGGCCAUAAGCAUUGUCGUAUCAUCAAGAUCCUACACACUGUCCUCAUUACUUUCAUUAUUUUCUGCUUUCCAGCUGUCAUCUCAACGAUAAUCCACGCCUACGUGGUUUUCCACAACAUUACCAGCGGUCCAGAAUACUUGGCCUCGAAGAUUGUGGCGCCCAUCUCCAACAUAGGCUCUGUGCUAAAUUCGACCUCAAAUUUUUUUGUUUAUAUCAUUCAAAGCGGACGGUAUCAACGAAUGAUAGUGGAGAUGCUGAGAUUGGAUCGGUGUGGCUUCAACAAUGUCCUGAAACCAACUAAUAAACAAACUGAAACUAGUCGUGCCUCAGAGUAA
This is a messenger RNA of Spirometra erinaceieuropaei, 1125 nucleotides long. Lineage: Eukaryota; Metazoa; Platyhelminthes; Cestoda; Diphyllobothriidea; Diphyllobothriidae. The record is from the annotation of a GenBank genome assembly.